Lolium rigidum is the source of this 3801-nucleotide messenger RNA. Its product is annotated as ABC transporter B family member 9-like. The coding region runs from base 1 to 3801 and encodes 1266 amino acids. Lineage: Eukaryota; Viridiplantae; Streptophyta; Magnoliopsida; Poales; Poaceae. Gene Ontology annotation, biological process: transmembrane transport. Gene Ontology annotation, molecular function: ATP binding; ABC-type transporter activity; ATP hydrolysis activity. The record is from RefSeq and is a predicted model, not a curated record. The transcript has 12 exons. Gene Ontology annotation, cellular component: membrane.
AUGGCAGGAGGAGGAAGAGAGACGAGAGCUAGUCAUGAUGGGGCGGCGCGCGUGCCGCUGUACCGAAUGUUCGCAUUCGCGGACAAGACGGAUGCGGCGCUGAUGGCGGUGGGCGCGGUGUCGGCGGUGGCCAACGGAAUGGCGCAGCCGGUCAUGACCUUCAUCUUCGGCGAUGUCAUCAACGCCUUCAGCUCCGCCGGCGCCGUCUCUUCGCCGGACGUGCUGCACAGAGUCAGCAAGGUGAUCAUUAAUUAUGUUUAUCUUGGCAUUGGAGCAGGACUUGUUUCAGCACUCCAGGUAUCAUGCUGGACAAUUACCGGAGAAAGACAGGCAGCACGAAUCAGAUCUCAGUAUCUCAAGGCAAUUCUCAGACAGGACAUUGCAUUUUUUGACAAGGAAAUGAGCACUGGACAAGUUAUUGAGAGGAUGUGUGGAGACACAUUCCUCAUUCAAGAUGCCAUUGGAGAAAAGGUUGGCAAGUACAUACAGCUUCUGUCUACCUUUUUUGGAGGCUUCAUUAUUGCAUUUGUGAGAGGAUGGCUCUUGGCACUUGUUCUGCUCUCAAGUAUUCCUCCAGUAGUUCUGACCGGUGUUAUUGUAUCAAGGAGGAUGGCAAAUCUCUCUACCCGAAUGCGAGCAAAAUAUGUUGAUGCUGGAGACAUUGUUGAACAAACUAUUGGGACCAUUAGAACGGUUGUUUCAUUCAGUGGUGAGAAGCAAGCUAUAACAACAUAUAACAAGUUCAUAAGAAAAGCAUAUGAAAGUGCUCUACGAGAAGGUGUUGUCACUGGCAUUGGACAAGGUUCAGUAAUGUCAACCUUGUUUUGCUGCUAUGGGUUGGCAGUUUGGUAUGGUGCUAAACUGAUAAUCAACAGAGGAUACAAUGGUGGCAUAGUUAUUAGUGUUAUGAUGGCUGUCAUGAUCGGUGGACUGUCCUUAAGUCACGCAACACCAUCAAUAACUGCUUUUGCAGGAGGGCAAGGAGCAGCAUAUAGAAUGUUCAAGACAAUUGAACGAAAACCAGAUAUUGAUGUAUAUGACACCAAAGGAGUCAUAUUGGAAGACAUUAGGGGUGAUGUUGAACUUAAGGAUGUGUACUUCAGCUAUCCUACCAGGCCUGAUCAUUUGGUAUUUAAUGCAUUCUCCUUACGAGUACCAAACGGCACGACAAUGGCCCUAGUUGGGCAGAGCGGCAGCGGGAAAUCAACUGUGGUCAGUUUGGUGGAGAGAUUCUAUGAUCCACAGUCUGGGGAAGUCUUGAUCGACGGAGUUGACAUUAGAAGAAUGAAUCUUGGGUGGAUAAGAGGAAAAAUUGGUCUCGUCAGCCAAGAACCAGUGUUGUUCUCAAGCACGAUUAGGGAAAAUAUUGCUUACGGGAAAGAUGAUCUUACUCUUGAAGAGAUCAAAAGAGCAAUCGAGUUUGCAAAUGCAGCAAAUUUCAUUGAUAAAUUGCCAAACGGUCUUGAGACGAUGGUUGGGGACCAUGGAACUCAACUGUCUGGAGGGCAGAAGCAAAGAAUUGCAAUUGCUAGAGCAAUAAUUAAAAACCCUAGAAUAUUGCUACUUGAUGAAGCAACCAGCGCGUUGGAUAUGGAAUCUGAAAGGGUUGUUCAAGAAGCUUUGGACAGGGUAAUGUUAGAAAGGACUAUAAUCAUUGUUGCACAUCGUCUAAGCACAGUAAAGAAUGCUGAUGUCAUAUCCGUCCUACAGCAUGGGAAGAUUGUGGAACAAGGCUCACAUGUACAACUCGUAAAGAAACCUGAAGGUGCUUAUUCUCAGCUGAUUCUUCUGCAAGAGACUCUGCAGGAGUCAGAAGCCCCUAAUGUCGACCCUGAUGUGAUGAUGGAAAACAGUUUUGACUCUAGGUCUAUCGGUAGAAAACCAAGAAGCCGAAGUAGCUCAUUUAGGAGGUCAACUAGUAAGGGCUCCUCUUUUGGGCAUAGUGGUAGGCGUCCUUGCCCUGUUCCAUUUGACCUACCUGAUCCCAUGGAAUUCAAGAAUGGUCAAGACCUAGAGGAGACUGCAGAAAAAAUAUCUAGUGGUCGAAAGAAAGCUCCAAUUGGUCGACUCUUCUAUCUGAACAGACCAGAGGCUUUUGUUCUUGCCCUUGGUUCUAUAAUUGCUGUAGUGCAUGGUUUCAUUUUUCCAGUAUAUGGCAUAUUGAUUUCAAGUGCAGUAAAGACAUUUUAUGAGCCACCGGCAGAACUACUGAAGGGCUCGAGGUUCUGGGCAGGCAUGUUUGCCAUGCUGGGAGCUUCCACACUUGUUCUGAUUCCAGUAGAGAACUUCCUGUUUGGAUUAGCAGGAGGGAAGCUUGUGGAGCGCAUACGGUCGAUGACAUUCCGAAGUGUCAUGCACCAGGACAUCAACUGGUUUGAUAAACCUCAACACUCUAGUGGAGCAAUAGGUGCUAGGCUAUCGACUGAUACUCUGAACGUGAAACGACUUGUUGGAGAUAAUCUAGCACUUAAUAUCCAGCUUCUCUCGACCAUCAUAGCAAGUUUCACAGUAGCUAUGGUGGCAAACUGGAAGCUGGCAUUGAUUAUCACAGUGGUGGUUCCUUUGGUUGGUUUCCAAGGCUAUGCUCAAAUGAAGUUCCUGAAAGGUCUCAACAAAAGUGCAAAGGUAAAGUAUGAGGAAGCAAGCCAAAUAGCAACUGACGCAGUUGGAGGCAUCAGAACCGUGGCUUCGUUUUGUGCUGAGCAGAAGGUGAUGGAUGCCUAUGAGAAGAAGUGUAUAUCUCCAACAAUACAAGGAAUGCGGGAAGGUGUUGUUAGUGGCUUGGGCCUUGGCUUCUCAUUCCUUGUAUUCUACCUUACAUAUGCUCUCUGCUUCUAUGUCGGUGCAAAGUUUGUUCAGGAAGGAACAGCAACAUUUCCUGAAGUGUUCCGGGUCUUCUUCGUAUUAGUUUUGGCUUCCGGUUCAAUCUCACGAACAAGCGCAGUAGGUGUGGAUAGCAUCAAGGCUAAUGAAUCAGCCAUCUCCAUAUUUGAAAUUCUUGACAGUAAAUCCAAGAUAGAUUCCAGCAGCGAAGAAGGUAUGGUCGUUACAAGUGUGAGAGGCGACAUUGAGUUCCAGAAUGUGAGCUUCAGCUACCCCUUACGUCCAACUGUUCAAAUCUUCAAUGAUCUAUCCUUGAGCAUUCCUUCUGGAAAGAUGGCUGCCCUUGUUGGCGAGAGUGGCAGUGGGAAGUCCACUGCUAUCGCUUUGCUCGAGAGGUUCUACGACCCGAAUUCAGGCAAGGUCCUUUUUGACGGUCUGGAGCUUCAGACCCUCAAAGUUAGCUGGCUUCGGAUGCAGAUCGGCCUUGUGGCACAAGAGCCAGUGCUGUUCAACGACACCAUCCGCGCCAACAUAGCCUAUGGAAAGCAAGGGGAGGCAUCUGAAGAAGAGAUCAUCGCCGCUGCCGAAGCAGCCAACGCACACAAUUUCAUCUCUGGGCUUCCCAAUGGGUACGAUACUGUCGUGGGCGAGAGAGGGAUCCAGCUAUCAGGUGGGCAGAAGCAGCGUGUCGCCAUCGCGAGGGCCGUCGUGAAGGACCCAAAGGUGCUCCUGCUGGACGAGGCAACAAGCGCUCUGGACGUGGAGUCGGAGCGUGUGGUGCAGGAGGCACUGGACCGGGUGAUGGUUGGAAGGACGACUGUGGUGGUGGCGCAUCGCCUGUCGACAGUAAAAGGCGCCGACAUUAUCUGCAUAUUCCAGAGCGGGACGAUAGUGGAGAAAGGAAGGCAUGACGAACUAAUGCAGAUAAGGGGUGGAGCCUACGCUUCCCUUAUCGAGCUUAGCUCUACUUCAAAAUAA